Messenger RNA from Microcebus murinus (gray mouse lemur), 3065 nucleotides. It is a transcript of the gene OAS2, whose product is annotated as 2'-5'-oligoadenylate synthetase 2. Gene Ontology annotation, cellular component: cytosol; membrane; nucleoplasm. Gene Ontology annotation, biological process: negative regulation of viral genome replication; defense response to virus; regulation of ribonuclease activity. Gene Ontology annotation, molecular function: 2'-5'-oligoadenylate synthetase activity; double-stranded RNA binding. Lineage: Eukaryota; Metazoa; Chordata; Mammalia; Primates; Cheirogaleidae. The record is from RefSeq and is a predicted model, not a curated record.
CUAGAUUUCCAUUUCCCUUUCUGGGCUUGGGCGGCAGAGGGAGAUCUUGGCUCCCGUUUGCUGGCGUCCGGGCAGCCAGGAGGGAGCGAUGGGAAACCAGGAGUCCCGGUUAUACUCCAUGCAUGCUCUGGAGCUGGAUGAUUUUAUCUACGAACACCUGGUGCUCCACAGAGACUGUCAGGAGUUGCUCGACUAUGCGGUGGACUUCAUCUGUGACACCCUGCAGUACAGGGAGUGCUUCCCUGCGGUACACGGAGUAGCCAAAGGUGGAUCCUACGGCCGGAAAACAGUCUUGAGAGGCAACUCUGACGGCACCCUCGUCCCCUUCCUCAGUCGCUUCAAACAAUUCCAGGAUCAGAAGAAAAACCAACAAGAAGUCCUCAAAAUAAUUAUGGAGCAACUGGAUUACCACGUGUACAGGAAGGGGCUGGAACGCUUCAUCAAGAUCCAACAUGAUGGGGUCAUCCAGAUGUCCUUAGACAAGCAGAAAAUGUCCUUUCAGGUGCUACCUGCCUUCAACGCUCUGGGCUCCCUGGAGGGCCCCAACCCCUGGGUCUAUCAAGAUCUCAAAAGAUCCCUGGAUAAGACACAAGCCGGCCCCGGUGAGUUCGCAGUCUGCUUCACAGAACUCCAGGAGAAGUUUUUUAACAACCGUCCCAGAAAGCUGAAGAAUUUGAUCCUCUUGGUAAAAUACUGGCACCAACAGUGCCAGGAACAGAUGAAAGAAACGGGACACUUGCCCACGCUGAGUCCGUACGCUCUGGAGCUGCUCACGGUGUAUGCCUGGGAACAGGGCUGUGGAAAAGAAGACUUUGAUACGGCUGAAGGCGUCAGAACCAUCCUGAGGCUGAUCAAGUGCCACAAGCAGCUGUGCAUCUACUGGACAGUCAACUACAGCUUUGACGAGGAGACCAUCAGGAACGUCCUGCUGAACCAACUCCGAUCGGAGAGGCCAGUGAUCGUGGAUCCAACGGACCCGACCAACAACGUGGGAGGAGGGGAGAGGUGCUGGCGAACGCUGAAAGAAAAGGCUCAGCUGCGGCUCACGUCUCCCAGCCUGGACAGCCAGUUGCCUGCCCCGUCCUGGCACGUCCCGCCGGCACCGCUCUUCGCCACCCCGGGCCAUCUCCUAGAUACGUUCAUCGAGGACUUUCUGCAGCCCGACAAGUAUUUCCUAGAUCAGAUCGAAAAGGCCGUUGAUGCCAUCUGCGCCUUCCUUACAGAACGCUGCUUUCCACAGUCGCCUGCCAAGAUCCAGAUCGUCAAGGGGGGAUCAACCGCCAAAGGCACAGCUCUGAAGACCGGCUCUGACGCCACACUCGUCGUGUUCCGUGACUCGAUUAAAAGUUAUGCCUCCCAAACAAGCGAACGCAGCCACAUCAUCAAGGAAAUUCAGAAACAGCUGGAAGUCUUACAGAAGAAGGAGUUUGAAGUCACGUUUGAGAUUUCAGUACAGAAGGCUCCCAGGGCACUGGGCUUCUCUCUAAAAUCCAAAGUACUCAACGAAAGCAUCGACUUCGACGUGCUACCCGCCUUUAACGCUCUGGGCCAAUUGAGUUCCGGCUCCGCACCCAGCCCCAGGGUUUAUGCUGAGCUUAUUAAUAUGUACACAUCCCCAGACAUCCCAGGGGGAGAGUUUUCUACCAGUUUCACGGUGCUACAGCGAAACUUCAUUGGCUUCCAGCCCACCAAAGUGAGGAAUUUAAUCCGCCUGGUGAAGCACUGGUACACGCAGUGCGAAAGGAGACUGAAGCCUAAGGGCUGUUUGCCGCCAAAGUACGCCUUGGAGCUGCUCGCCGUGUACGCCUGGGAGCAGGGCAGCAAGGCGCUGGACUUUGACACCGCCCAAGGCUUCCGCACCGUCCUCGAGCUGGUCACGCAGUACCGGCAGCUCUGCAUCUUCUGGAUCAUCAAUUACAACUUCGAAAAUGAGACGCUGAAGAGGUUCCUCCUGACCCAGAUCCAGAAAACCAGGCCUGUGAUCUUGGACCCAGCUGAGCCUACCGGAGACCUGGGGGGAGGGGACCGUUGGUCUUGGCAUCUUUUGGCAAAAGAAGCGAAGGAAUGGUCGUCCUCUCUCUGCUUCAAGGAUGAGGCGGGAAACCCAGUCCAGCCAUGGAAGGUGCCGGUUUUGUCAUCUAACGGAGGUAUCAUCUGGAAAUAGCCCUGUAACCGUCCGGAAUAGAAGAACUUCUCCCGCUGUCCCAUCUUGGAAUUGAUUCAACCACAAGUAACAGAAAACCCAGCCCACAGGAGCUUAAACAAGUGGUUCCCCCACCCCCAAUUACAAGUAGCCCUGCGUCAGGACACCCGGGACUCGUGCCUUGUGGGAUGCCGAACAGCGCCACUGGGCUCCACCCCUGCGUGUCAGCACCGCCCGCCCCCCCACACACACAUGGUGUGACAGCCACAAACGCCAGCCACUUGUUCCCCAGGGGCACAGCUCUUUCUGCCUUUGGCUUUUGGCUCCUCCCUCUUUAGUCGCUGAUUUAGCAUUUCAUGGCCCUGAAAGCGGCCAGUGCCCCUCCAGAGGAAAGAUUCGCCGUCCAGGCAGGACAAACAGAAAGGGGACAGGUGACCGUAGGUCAAGAGCACAGGGAUCUUAUUGGAAGCUUCACCCAGCAAAUCUUACAUUUCAGUACAUGGCACUGUCAUGUGGCUUCCUGUCACUCAAAGGUGGCAACCGAGAAAGGGGAUGAAGACACCCUAAGGGAGUCAGUCACCCAAGGGAGUCUGCCACACCUCUCCAGAGUGCCCCCUCCCGGCCAAGAGAGACCCGAUGCCUCCCGCCUGUUACACCUGGCUCUCCGCACCCCUUCUUCCUUUAGAGCAGGAUUUCUCAACCUUGGCGCUAUUGACAUUUUGGGCCAGAUAACCAUUAGUUUAGGGGCCGUCCUGUGCAUUGUGGAAUGUUGAGCAGCAUCCCUGGCCUCUGCCCACUGGAUGCUCCCCAGUUGUGACGAUUAAAAAAUUUUCAAGACCAGGAGCAGCAGCUCAUACCUGUAAUCCCAGCACUUUGGGAGGCUGAGGCAGGAGGAUCACCUGAGGUCAGAAGUUAGAGACCA